AUGAGUGAAUAUAAGGAGAAUGACGAAAAUCAGAUUUUGCUUGAUUCGUUCGAUGCAUCGGAGCUCGAGGAUGCUGAUAAAGACAAAAUAGGAUGGCAGGGGAGUUUCAAUGAUAAUGGGAGUGAGGUGUCUUCAGAACGAGAAGAGGACACGAGGUUGGAGGACGGGAGAGAUGGAGACGGAUUGCUUGGGGCUGCGGAAGAAAUAGACAGAAAUAUCCACGAAGCUAUGAUAACGGAAGGAAACUCAUCUAAUAGUAAUAGCCGAGAGGGAAACAUUAAUGAUAAUGAGAGAAUGGAAGGUGAUACGGAUAACGACUUGGAGCUGCAGCUUCCGGCUGGACAUUUGACUCCGAAAGAAAGAGUGGUGAAUGUUUUGAAUAGCGUUUUUCCCUUCAAGCAGACUUACGAAAGAAUAAAUAAUGGAUUGACUACCGGGCGAAUGCAAGCAAACGUGCCGGGAAGGUUCAUAGGUCAGGGAACAGAUGGUGUAUUCCGUAAUUUGAUGGCCAAACCGGAUAGGGAGGCAAAUAGGACCGAGGAAACCCAUCCGCCAUCAUACGAAGAGGCGGCUGCUGAUGCAACGCCAGAAUAUUGGGAGUCAACGGUCGUUUCGCCGUUAUACGAGGAUGAAGUAUUUGUUGAAGGCUUGCCGGUUGGAAACGUGGCAAACUUGGUAUGGAACAUUUUGGUGAGUUCGGCAUUUCAAUUUGUGGGAUUCGUAUUGUGUUACUUAUUGCAUACGUCUCAUGCUGCUAAGCAAGGUUCAAGAGCAGGGCUAGGUGUAACGUUUAUUUACUAUGGGCUUGGGAUGAUUCCCUCAAAUUUUGGGAGUGCCGAGAAGGUUCCAGAUCGCUAUGAGCCAAAUAAUCCAAAUCAGAUUGACAUAGACCAGUCAGCUUCGGUUAAUGAUGGUAAAUUAGACAAUUACCAAUCUGGAAUAUUUCAACAACAUACUGAUUCUCCCGAUAAGAAACUCAACCAAACCCCGUACUUUGCAUACGGCAUUAUUGCAUUUGGAAUAUUUAUUAUAGUAAAGGCCUUCAUCGAUUAUUAUAGAGUGAAGCAAAUGGAGAGAGUGAUUUUAUCGCCUCCUUCUAAUGAGACAGUAGUGACAAACUCGGUUACAGAAAUUACAAGAAAUGCCGGGGAGGUCUAA
Molecule: messenger RNA, 1158 nt
Organism: Debaryomyces hansenii CBS767
Lineage: Eukaryota; Fungi; Ascomycota; Pichiomycetes; Serinales; Debaryomycetaceae
Exons: 1
Coding region: 1-1158 (385 amino acids)
Biological process (GO): metal ion transport; vacuolar transport; positive regulation of protein ubiquitination
Cellular component (GO): endoplasmic reticulum; perinuclear region of cytoplasm; Golgi apparatus
Source: RefSeq, a predicted model, not a curated record